Messenger RNA from Callithrix jacchus (white-tufted-ear marmoset), 487 nucleotides. The record is from RefSeq and is a predicted model, not a curated record. Lineage: Eukaryota; Metazoa; Chordata; Mammalia; Primates; Cebidae.
AUGACCAGGAAAAGCAAGGAAAACAAGGGCAAGUGUUGCUAUACAGAUUUAAGUUCAUGCCUUCCCCAUUGGAAUGUGCCUCCCCCCACCCUGCAAGACCUCAACGCCCCUGACCUCUAUAUCCCCACGAUGGCCUUCAUCACCUACGCGCUUCUGGCUGGGAUGGCACUGGGCAUUCAGAAAAGAAUGAUCCUCAGUGUGCUCACAGGGCUGCUGUUCGGCAGCGAUGGCUACUAUGUGGCACUGGCCUGGACCUCGUCGGCGCUCAUGUACUUCACUGUGUGCUCUUUGUGGACAGCAGCCCUGGGCCCCGACAGUGUGGGGGGCUCUGUCCCCCAGCAGCAUCUCCAGCUUUACCUGACUCUGGGAGCUGCAGCCUUCCAGCCCCUCAUCAUAUACUGGCUGACCUUCCACCUGCUCCGGUGACCCCAGGCUCCAGAUGGCACUGAGUUUUUCAUUCAUUGACGAUUUGAUUUCCUUGAAAAAA